Diatraea saccharalis (sugarcane borer) is the source of this 366-nucleotide messenger RNA. The record is from the annotation of a GenBank genome assembly. Lineage: Eukaryota; Metazoa; Arthropoda; Insecta; Lepidoptera; Crambidae.
AUGAAGUUUAUUAUUGUUUUAACGUUUUGUAUGGUAGCUGUGGUACUAGCACAAGAAAAAUAUGAUACUAUCGCUGAAGAUUUUAAUGUGUCUGAAUUACUUGCAAAUGAAAGAUUGCUAAACGCUUACGCAAAAUGUUUGCUGAGUAAAGGACCUUGCACUGCUGAAGUUAAAAAAGUUAAAGAUAAACUACCUGAAGCUUUAGCUACAAGAUGUGCUAAGUGUACAGAUAGACAAAAGCAAAUAGGCAAACAACUGGCUAGAGAAGUGAAAAGAACUCGUCCGGAACUGUGGAAUGAAAUAGUAGCUUUUUAUGAUCCAGAUGGAAAAUAUCAAGAAGCAUUCCAGGAUUACCUCAAGCCUUGA